AUGAGCACGACGAACGAGAUCCCUAAGAUUGACGACAUGAUCUACGAGCUCGGAAAGACCAAAGACGGUCAAGACGACGAUUCUCCUUCUAUCGUGUCGGACCUCAUCAAGCUGUCCGAGAAGUAUCUUGUGGAGAUGGGGGAGCUGUCGCACCAGGGGAAGCAUUAUGAAGUCAUCAUGUUGUGCGAGGACGCCAUGCAGGAGUACAAGAAGUACCAGGAGGAGCUCAGGGCAGACAGCGUUGAGAACAAUGCAGCCAAGCUUCAGAUCCUGCAUUCCAUUGCCGCCAUGAACUUCACCGCCUCCACCUCAGCAGAAAUAAUCAAAGACUACCGCAAGGCCAUCGACUGUCUCAACGUUGUCAUGCAAGCGUUUCCUCACGUUGCCAACCUCCUGCCCAUGUUCUACUUGGUGAGGGCUGCCAACUAUGGUCUCAUCGGAGAGCACAAAAACUCUAUCAGUGACCUGGAGAACUAUGAGGCCAUGAUGGAUAAGCAAGACAGGAAGAUCGAAGAUCUCACGAGGAUUUUGAUCAUGUCACAGAAGAUUCAAAUGAAUCUUGCGAUGGACAAGCACGUCGAAGCCCUCACGAUCCUGAGUAAGCUACGAAAGGUAGAGUUUGAGGAUGUCAAACCCGAGGAGCCGGCACAAGGUGUACGUGAAGGCGAGACUGAGGAGGACAAGAAGUACGUCGACCCGCGCCUCAAGAAGAGCGUCUGCCAAUCGACUGCUGACUUCUGGAGUGGAGUUCUGCAUUUCAAGCAGGUUGACAUUUCGCUUCUUUCUUUGUUGUUCCCACGAGCGAAAGAGCAAGAGGGCAACUAUGCUGGAGCCAUUGAGUAUUUUGAAUCCUUCGAUCGACAUCGAGAAGCUGGUACGGUCAACGAGCUGUUCUUGGUUCAGGACUGGUAUGAGAAGUACCUUCGACAGCUCUUCGGUGCUUGCCAUGCAACCGGGAACUACCAAGGCUCAGCAAAGUACCUAAAGAUACUGUGCGACAUGUUUCCAGACGAAAUUCAGUACCAGCAACUGUAUGCAGAGACUUUGAUGGUGUGCCAGAAACCAGGCGAGGCCAGGGCGAUCUACGAGAAUCUCGAGAAGAAGAACAACUUGGCCGACUACAACCCAACCAUCACGGCCUCGUACGCAAACUGCCUGGUGGGGCUGCACGACUUCGCCAAGGCGUACAGCGUCACGAAGAAGGCGAUGGACCUGAACCCGGGGGACUCGACGCUUGAGUUCUUCUUCCUCGAACUGCGCAUGCAGUGCCUCAUUCACUGCAGUACUGCCAAGGACACGUCCACCAUGCCGUUCAAACCCGACCAGCUCUACCAGGAGCUGAAAACCCUCGUCCCCACCAUGCGGGGAGGGCUCAAGGACGGCACUGACGAAGCCCAGCUGCUCUCGUGGAAGAACGAGGACGAGCCCAAGCAAUUCGAGUUCCUGAAUCGAGCCACCUUGACCUGCCCCACCAACUUCCACGCAUGGAUGAACACAGGCCUCCUUCAGCAGGCCAAUGGAGACGAUAAGGGUGUGAUGGACACGCUGAACAAGAUCAAGGCCAUCCUCGGGGAGAAGGCGGCGCAGGCAGCCAAGCAGCACUUUGACAGUGUGAGGAAUGAGGGUAAGGCCUGA
Molecule: messenger RNA, 1635 nt
Organism: Guillardia theta CCMP2712
Lineage: Eukaryota; Cryptophyceae; Pyrenomonadales; Geminigeraceae
Exons: 14
Coding region: 1-1635 (544 amino acids)
Molecular function (GO): protein binding
Source: RefSeq, a predicted model, not a curated record